Molecule: messenger RNA, 723 nt
Organism: Ilex paraguariensis (yerba mate)
Lineage: Eukaryota; Viridiplantae; Streptophyta; Magnoliopsida; Aquifoliales; Aquifoliaceae
Source: the annotation of a GenBank genome assembly
AUGAAAGAAGUAUUGGAAAAGUGGAUUAUGUCUGCCCUUUACAUAUGCAAGAACAUUUAUGGUAAAACGCACUCUUUCUUCUUCAAAGGUGUGCCCUCAGUGUUUGUCUCCAAAGAAGCAUGGGAGUGUAGUUCUGUGAAAGAGGUGGCUUGGAAUAUCUUGUCAUUAUCUACAACAACUGGAAUGCUGUUUCUUGAAGUUAGCUUGAUGGCUUUCUUACUCCAAGGAAACUAUGCAAGUGGACAGGAAGCAUUGACGAGGACUUUUGUUGUCUCCGGGCUCAUUGUGGGUUUGGAUAUUCUUCUCAAGGCAAUCUACUUGUUUGGAUUUGGGAUUCCAUUGUUCAUUGAUAAUAAUGACAACACGCGCCGAAUCAAAUGGGGUUUGUGGGUUGUCCACAAGCUACUCCUUACUGCAGUUUAUGGCUUCAUAUUCUUUAUCUACCACUCAAGAUGGAGAGAAAGGUUACCUGCGAGACCUGCAUUUUACAACUACAUCACUGUCAUGUUUUGUUUGAAUGCGACCGCUCUGUUUGCUUGUGUGCUUACUGGAAAUGGGGCUGGGUUGUAUGAUGUCACUGUUAUUUGCUACCAUGCCUUCUAUCUUCCCCUUUUAUAUGUAACCUUUCUCGCAGACUUUUUCCAGGAAGAAGAUUUGCAUUUGGACAAUGUGUACUACUCUGAGAUGAAAGAUGCUGGUUUUUUUGACGUUGAUUGGGAGUGA